AUGGCUGGCAAACGAAGAGCAACCACUGAGCUUCAGCAGGGUCAAGAUGAUGAACAGGAGGAACGGGAAGAUCCUGGAAUUUUUCAGCGAGCUUCUGAAGAUUCACUUAAGAAGAGAGUGAUUAAAACUGCUAGGAGGAGGAAUCCUAUUUCCUCAGUGAAUGAUAGUGAAGAUUCUACUAAUAAAAGUGCCUUCACUGGUUUGAAUAUGUUUGGCAAGGCGCCACCAACAUCUAAUGCCUUUUCAUUCCUGUCAAAUUUGAACACAUCAAAUUCACAACCAAAAACAAAUGGAAUAUACAAACUGGACAACAUAAAAGGCACUGACAAUGUUUCAUUUGGAAAUAACUCAAUGGUCAAUAGUUCGAAAUCCAUUGAAAAGAAGUUGCCUAAUGAUUAUUAUUCUAAGUUGAAGGGGCUCAAUGAGAGUGUAGCAAAAUGGAUUAAAGAGCAUGUAGAUGACAAUCCUCUCAUUAACCUCAAGCCUAUAUUCACCGAUUAUGAACAAUAUUUCAAUGAAUUAGAAUCUGAAAAACAUGAUGUAUCAGGUAAUAAAGUUGAAGAAGGUAGAGCACCUUCCUCAAUGGUUGGAUUCAAGUUCAAGUCAUCAGAAAAUAUUCCUGACAGCACCACUGAAAAGGCCAAUGCAUCCAAAGUGAUCCCAAAAUUCAGUUUUAACUCUGUGACAGUAUCUAAAGCAGUGGAACCUCCUACUACUACUAGUACUAUAUCAAGCAUCCCACAGAACACUCCACUUUUUCCUUUUGGAAGUUCAACUACAACAACCUCAACAACAUCUAGAUCAUUUUCUUUCGGUGCAAAGAACACAAUCAGUACAGUAAACGCCUCGUCAGGUCCUGCAAUUAGUUCAAUGACAUUCGGCUCCACGAACCCUGUAACUACAUCUGCGGACGCUAAAAGUACAUUUUCGAUCGGCUCAACAACCACCUCCGAUUCUGUUCCGAAGACAACGUCCACGUUUUCCUUUGGUGCCAGCAACGUUCCUAGUUUCUCAAGUUCCUCGCCAUUUACCUUUGCGAAUGUGUCAAAACCAGCCAGCGAAGCACCCAAAAAUGACGCGGAGGAUGAUUACGAACCUCCGAAAAACGAGUUUACUCCCGUCACGGAGGCUGAUCAUAUCUACACCGUGCGGUGCAAAGUUUUCGUGAAAAAAGACGAGAAAUUCGGGGACAGAGGGGUGGGGAAUUUGUAUUUGAAACCAAUCGAGGACAGAGAACAGGUUCAGCUCAUAGUGAGGGCUGACACCAGUAUAGGGAAUUUGUUGUGUAAUUUUAUUUUGUCGAAAAGUAUUCCUACCAAGCGGAUAGGUAAUAAGGAUGUUAUGCUCGUUUGUUUGCCGACGCCGGAUUUUAAUCCGCCUCCGGUUCCUGUGUUGUUGAGGGUGAAGUCCGGAGAAGAAGCUGAUCAGUUGUUGGAAGUGCUAGACAAGCAUAAGAAAUAA
Messenger RNA from Phaedon cochleariae (mustard beetle), 1461 nucleotides. Lineage: Eukaryota; Metazoa; Arthropoda; Insecta; Coleoptera; Chrysomelidae. The record is from the annotation of a GenBank genome assembly.